This is a messenger RNA of Gekko japonicus, 908 nucleotides long. It is a transcript of the gene DND1, whose product is annotated as DND microRNA-mediated repression inhibitor 1. Gene Ontology annotation, molecular function: mRNA binding. Gene Ontology annotation, biological process: mRNA stabilization; negative regulation of miRNA-mediated gene silencing. NCBI's taxonomy places the organism in Eukaryota, Metazoa, Chordata, Lepidosauria, Squamata, Gekkonidae. The annotation marks the transcript as partial. The record is from RefSeq and is a predicted model, not a curated record. The transcript has 3 exons. Gene Ontology annotation, cellular component: cytoplasm; nucleus.
GCUGGGCUGGCGGGACCCCCCCUUCGGGGUCAGAGGUGUUCAUCGGUAAAAUCCCACAGGACAUCUACGAGGACAAGCUGAUUCCGGUCUUCCAAAGCGUGGGGAAGCUCUAUGAGUUCCGGCUCAUGAUGACCUUUAGUGGCCUGAACCGGGGCUUCGCUUAUGCCAAGUACACCAACCGGCGCGGUGCCCAGGAGGCUAUCGCUGCCCUGAACGGCUUCGAAAUCCAGCCCGGACACCCCAUCGUGGUCUGCAGGAGCACGGAGAAGUGCGAGCUCUCCCUCGAUGGUCUGGCUCUCUCCGUCAAGAGGCGCCCGCUCCUCCAGCUGCUGGGCGAACUCACGGCGGGCGUGGCCGGCCUCUCCUUGCACCCGAGCCCUUUCCGGAAGGGGAAGCAGAUGGCGGAGGUGAAGUACGUCUCCCACGGCGCGGCUGCGAUGGCAAAGAAGGUGCUGGUGGAAGGGAGUUUAUGCCUCUGUGGAGACCAGAUUGAGGUGGACUGGGUGAAGCCAAACGUCAGGCAGGAACUCCACACCACUGUGCAAGCCGUCCCAGAGACCCUCCUCUCCUCCAGCCGCUCUGCCGAAGACGCCCCCACCCGAGGGGCCUCCGAGUCAGUGGAUCCUCUUGUCCCCCUGGCAGGGGGCCGUGCGCUAGACUACCUGAACCUCCAGUGUGAGGAGCGGCAGCUGGGGACCCCCGUAUUCCUCACCAAAUGCAUCCAGAGGAGACCUGGGGGCUGGCUUCAGUACUGGUACCAAGUGGUGAUUCCAAACUAUCCGUCGCCCUUCAGUGGAUUGGUCUGGAUCGAGCAAGAUGACUCCGUUGUGGAGGACCAUAAAAAGGCAAAGAAUGUGGUAGCCCUGCAACUGCUCAAAGUCCUGGAUGUACAGCAUGAAAACGUCUGA